AUGGCUUUGCUUACUCCCUUUUUCGUAAAAGUUUUAAGAAGAACAAAAAGAGCAUUUAAUCAGAUCAUCAAUUACUGGGAAAAAGAAAAAGAAAAUUUGGCCACUGUAAGAAAAUGGAUGUCUUACAGCCGGCUUGUUAAAUAUUUCUCAUUGCUUCUUGGUUUAACUAGUGCUAUUCUGGCUGUUCUCAAUAGGAAUCAGAAUGAAAAAAUUUCUAGCGCAGCUACUUCUUUCGCAGUAAUUAAUGGAGCAAUAAUAAUAACCAAUGAGUUCACCAAGGAAUUUGUUUUAGAACCAAUUAAAAAUAGAUUAGAAUUUAUUAAUUUGGUAAAUAAUUUGGGCUCACGUCUCAGGAGUAUCUAG
Molecule: messenger RNA, 363 nt
Organism: Scutellospora calospora
Lineage: Eukaryota; Fungi; Glomeromycota; Glomeromycetes; Diversisporales; Gigasporaceae
Source: the annotation of a GenBank genome assembly